Messenger RNA from Bombus huntii, 8461 nucleotides. RefSeq lists its product as uncharacterized. Gene Ontology annotation, biological process: protein phosphorylation; actin cytoskeleton organization. Gene Ontology annotation, cellular component: cytoplasm; nucleus. The record is from RefSeq and is a predicted model, not a curated record. Gene Ontology annotation, molecular function: ATP binding; protein serine/threonine kinase activity. Lineage: Eukaryota; Metazoa; Arthropoda; Insecta; Hymenoptera; Apidae. Bases 1922 to 5287 code for a protein of 1121 amino acids. The transcript is spliced from 6 exons.
UGUUGAAAGACAGUGAAAGGUACACUUGUAUGCAUAUGAGAAUUCUCACACUUUCAUUCCGCCUCGCAAAAACUGGUUGUUUAGUAUCAUAGAGAUGAGAUCGUGGUAGUAAGGUCGGAAUGGAAAUUCUCAUAAAUUAUUUCGUGCCGUGAAAUCGUUGUUUCGUAGAUUUUCAUUGAACAAGUGAUACAAUUUCUCUAUUCUUAUUCGUGUGGCGUUACUUUCAUAAUAUUAGUACUAUUCCUACACGAAAGUUAUUCAUACCAAAAGUUAUUCAUACGGUGCUUUAUUAAAAAACACGUUCCUUCUUUUUUUCUUUUUUUAGAUGAUAUAAUAAAAUAUAUAGAGAAAAGAUCUUUUCCUUUUAAACUUAUAAGCUCGUCUAAUGUUAGUCACAUACCGUGUAUUGUUUGCUAAAGAAAGGGAACGAGGAAACAUUGGUAUCUUCAUAAGAUCUUUGCCUGUAUUACGAUGAAUCUUUCCUGCUUAAUAUUCUAUUCACAAGCUCGCGUGUUUUGUUCGAAUUUAAGUGUUCCUAAGAAGCAAGAAAAAAUUCCGCGUUUAGAAUGCGCACAUUCGAAAGACGUGCCCGUCUUUACAUUCAAUUCAUUAGGAGGGAAGAUGGUGGGGAUAAGCGGGGACGUCGGCUAUUGCCGAUAGACGGCGUAUGGCGGAGCAGUUCAUUUCUGUAAUGGCCGCUGUCUGGCGUUGUCGGUGAAUCGGUCUCUUUUGUAGUCUCGCAAACGAAAUAUCGCAUAGCAUCAUUGUUUAGGAAAAUUCAGUGCGCGGCAAUCCACGUGACGAGAGGUGCGGUGUUCGCUGGUGCAUAGUGUGUACAGUGAUGUAUAUGUUGUGACUCGAGAACAGACGAUCCGUCGAGAAAAUUCAAAUCGGAUGUGCGCUGGUGUCCCACUGUUUACUCGGCUCACUGACCGUUCACGGUUCUAGAUUGAGAAAAUAUCGUACUAGUAAUAAGAAGAUCGUGAUCGCACGAUAUGCAAUCGAGUAUCGUGGGCUUGCGUCGCGUCAUUUCGAAGUCGCCAGGUUCCAUUGAGCGAUGGUUCAUCCUCGGACAGUAAACAAAAGUGACAGCGUGCAGAUGCCGUUCGGUCAUGCCUCCCGUCUCGUCUGUAUUCGUCGAUAGUAUUUGACGUGCUGUUCUUCGCGAGCCCGAAUUCUCUCACGUAGUUCAAGGUCUUCUAAAAUCAACCUAACACCACGCUGCCAACAGGCCCAGGCAAUUUCACGCCACUUUCGAGAUCGAACGUGUGCCGAGCGUGUUCGUCACUGACAGUAACACUGACCGCGCUUUUCUCAGUUAUCGCUCGCGUUGUUGUGUCUUUUUCAAGGACCUGUCCCAUAAUUUCCGACUCGAAAAAAUUAACAUCUUCGUAAGACUCGAAGCAAGAGAAACAGUGGACGCAUCGUUUUCACUCCCGCAGAUUUCUUCCAGAAUAGCCAAAAUCUCCUCCCCAUGUUUCGAGGACGCUCGAAGAGGAGAGAGAUGUGCCAAGUUUCGCCGCUGCGGAUAUUCCAUGUGCUUCUCGAGUUCAUCGACGUUGACUGGUUGCCGCACUGCGUCCCCUGCUAGGAUCAUGUCCUAGUCCACUGUGAUUCCUCGAUACGCGUGAUCCCACUGCCAAAAGAGAGAGAGAGAGAGAGAGAGAGAGAGAGACGAGCGUAGCAUACCGAAGUUUCAAUCUGAUCCUGACAUGUCGGGCUACCGCUUCAAGGACGUAGCUCGUUGUCGCCUCGAGAGUCUUCCCGAUCGAGAAUCGACGACCUCGUUCGUUUGAACGGCGAAUCAAGAGACGUUGUCACGUCCAUCGACAAGACUGAUAAUCUGUGUAAUGCAGCGCGCAAAGGCGACGACCUUCCGUCCCGAUUCAAGCUGCUCAAUCUUUUCACAAUAACGGCGAAAAUGUUCGGCAAGGUGCCACCGUCCAACACACCUGGACCGCCUUCGAACGAUGGAACGUUGGUCAAGUCGUGCGCCAGACCCAGUGGAACCGCGUGUUUGCCGUGUUUCUCGGUCGACGAGACGCCAGCCACGCUCACCGAGGAAAAGUCGAAACCUUGGAGGCCGAAAGACCACUGUAUGCCCGUAGUCUCCGAGGCACCCUCCACGGGAAUAGAGGACAAGCAGAAGCUCUGGAGAUCGAAGGAGAACUGUAACUCCUCCGUCGUCUUCGAUCCACCUUGUAUCACCGAUGACAACUCGAAACCGAAGAGAGCGAAGGAAGGAUCGUGCCCUGUGAACGAGUAUCCGACUGUCACGGACGACAAGACGAAAUCGUGGAGAUCUAAGGAGAAUUGCAACGUUAGCGUGGUACCCGAUGUAGCUACCUUGAUCGAGGACAAGUCGAAAGUAAGGAGAUGCAAGGAAACGUGCACGUCCUCCGAGUGUCUCGACGAUAAAAAGCUUCGAAGGUCGACGAAGGAGUCCGGCGGUUCGUUGACGGUGGAGCCAGUUUCCAUCGAUGAUAAAUCCAACGUACGGAGAAUCUCGAAGGACUCGAAUAAUACGGGAAGUGUCGAUCUAUAUGGUAGUUCGCAAACUCCUAGCUCUACGUCUAAUUUUUCCCAAACGUCGAUCUCGUUCGUCGAGGUGAACAGACCUAGCAGGACCGAGUCGACUGGCUGCUCGGUCGCGAAGAACUCCUGCUCCAAAUACUCGGCCAAGGAGAUUUCUGGCCACGGAAGAAGUCACACGGUGGCGAAGGCGACGAGCUACGGGAAAUCUUCGAGUUGCGCGUCGACCAGUGCCACGAAAUCGCAGAGGGUGUUUGGUUCCACCAGUCUGAGCAGUUUGAACGUCGACUCCGGCUCGAGAGACUCGUCGAAGUUGGCGAAAAAGCACGUCGGUCCGAACCGCGAUUUUCUCGCUGGUAAAGAGCAACAUUUACCCGCAGGAAAGUCUAUUUCCAGAGAGACGCAGAGGAGUGUCGCGCAGGCUGCACCAUUGGCGGCAAGCAAACAAUCUACCGCGAAGCCUUCGGACGCAGGACAUACGGUGUCGAACGGCAAGAGUCGACCCGUCUCGGAGUCUAACAGCGAGCUAGGUGACUCACCGAUGGACUUCACCGCGAUUUCUGUGAUUCAGUCGACCGAUGAAUCUUGCCAGAAGUCGUCCGCGAAAUCGUACGCUGCCAACAACGAUAUGAUGGAGUUGGUGGUUUCGGCAACCUCGUCGUCGGGCACUUACGAGCAACGAAAUUGCAGGGGGGACUUUACCACGUCCACACCGUCGAAGGACUGGAUGAAGUCCAACGGCGACGCGUUGCAAAGUUGCAUUUCCUGUUUGCCGCAAGAUCUUCCAACGGAGCUGCAGUCUUCGCCCCGAAGUUACAGGGAACGAGAAAAGUGCCGUGAUCCAUGGCGACCCACCGAAAUGGAAAGCAAUAUUUGCAACCUGAAUGUGUGUCCUAGUGAUACGUAUCAGGAUACCGGCUCGAAAAGGAGGACAGGUGCUUCCUGCCAGGCGUUGAGGCAUGCGGUUGCCUCGUUGAACCGAUUGGAUGACUUUUAUAUGGAGAAGAUCGGUGCCGGAUUCUUUUCGGAAGUGUUCAAGGUUACCCACAAAGUGACGAGUCAGGUGAUGGUCCUGAAGAUGAACCAGCUGCCUGCGAAUAGGCCAAACAUGCUGAAAGAAGUUCAACUGAUGAACAAACUCAGCCAUCCGAACAUACUCAGGUUCAUGGGAGUCUGUGUACACGAGGGUCAACUGCACGCCCUCACAGAGUACAUAAACGGCGGUAGCUUGGAACAGUUGAUCAUGUCGAGGCACACGCCUCUACCCCAUCCGAUCAGGAUGAAUCUGGCGAGAGACGUGGCACGGGGCAUGACCUACCUGCACAGUCGCGGGGUCUUUCAUCGGGAUCUCACGUCGAAAAACGUGCUGAUCAAGAAGGACGAAAGUACGUCGGAAAUGACCGCCGUGGUGGGUGAUUUUGGGCUGGCAGCGAAGAUCCCGGAUCCCAGUUCCGGAUACAGGCUGAGCACCGUAGGCAGUCCCUAUUGGAUGUCACCGGAAUGUCUCAAGGGUCAAUGGUACGAUCACAGGUCGGACGUUUUCUCGUUCGGUAUAGUGGUCUGCGAGCUGAUCGGCCGCGUGCCGGCCGAUCCGGACGUUCUACCACGGUCAGAUAACUUUGGCCUCGAUUACCUGGCCGUGGCAGAGAUCUGCGCGGCAGCUGAUCCGCCGCCAGCCUUUCUGCAGCUUGCCUUCAAUUGUUGCACCUACGAGCCAAAAUCGAGACCGACCUUCCACGAGAUUACCUGCAGCCUGGACACUAUGAUCAGCAACUACGAGGAGGAAUCGAAGAACAAUAUCGGUAAACGUCAGUCCGUGGAUCCUGCUCUCAUGUCCAGCAUGGACGAGAUCACUCGAGAAGGACGACCGACGAAGCGCAAGACCGCUCGUCUGCGGAGUCAAUCGGCGGACGCGAGAGGCUGCGACAACGCAACGCCCUCCGACAAGGCUAGGUGUCAUUCCGUGAGAAGGGUAGCGGAACUGGCUAGCAGGAGGGACCCGCAUUACAGGCCUAUGACGGCGAAUCCGUUCCACGCGUUGGGUGGCGUGAAGAAAAUCCUUGGCAAUUUGUUCUCCAGCUGCUUGGAGCUUCCGUCUCUGGAGGAUGUCAGGCCAAGCGUCACAGAUGCUAUCGCCAAGUUCAAGCCCGCGCAGAACGACAGCAUCGCGAAGAUCUUGGACAGAAAGAAACCAAACUCGGAACCGAGCAGUCCGACCGCCAGGAAGAAAUGGGAGAGAAAGGUGGCUACAAAGGCGGGCGCUGCCAGCUUGUUCACUCAUCCGCUUUUCCGAGACGGAUGGGAGCCAAGAAGGCGAGGUAGCUGCGAGUCGGGUUUUUGGAGCUGCGUCGGCGAAGAUCUCAGCCCGGAGCCACCCAAUCGUCGACACACCUCCACCUUGAGCAGCUCCGCGGCAAGCAGCUUGUUUUUAUUGGACGACCAUCGAACCAGCUCGAUCUACACCGACUCGUCCGAAGAUAUAGCGAGCUUAGGAGGUGGCGACUCCUGUUGGGAGGAUAGAUUAAGCGGUAUCGGGUCUUCCAGUAAAACUAUUUCCAAGAUCGUCGAGUACUUCGAGAGGAAGCAAGCGGGUAGCUUGCGACUUGCCGAUCACGAUGCCAGUUCUAGUAGGUUAACGUUCUUGAAAGCAAACUUAGAGGGUCCCGUUCCAUUAUGCAGUAUCUCAGCCGCGCAGAGGUUAGUCGUUUGCGAGGGUGCGGUGCGCAGCAAAUUGCCCUUGUUUGACAAAAAGUGAUACACAUCACUCGCACGUCGUACUGUUCGUUCCUUAGGGUUUCUUGGUUUUUUUACCGAUGUUUCUGGACCGCGUGAAAGCGCCUACACAGAGAAACGCUUCGACCCGAUUUGUUCCACGUGGAACAGCGAUGGCUAUGUCGAUGCGAGAAAAAUAUUGGAAAAGAGUAGCGAUCGGAGGAAAGUAGGGUCGAACGACCUAGUCGCGCGCGAAAGAAGAGCUAGAAAGAUCGAAGAACGAUUAUAUCUUUAUUGGACUUUUGCGAUCGAAGUGGUUAAGGUUGGAACAGGGUCAGUAUUAACCAGAUUCGAAUAUCUGGUUCGAGUUCAAUGAAAAUAUAGUCAAGUGGGAGUUCCGCGGACACUUCUCUAAAAUCUAGUAACCCGACUGUGAUGUUUUUUGAUAAUCUACAUACAUUAUUGACCCGUACUGCUAUGUUUGAAGCUGUCGGCGCGAGUUUCCUCUUCCGCGUGCGACGAUCGUUACAUAUUUCUCACCGCGUUAGUGCACUUUAAAAAAAAAAAAAAAAAAAAAAGAAAAACUUUAUACUCGAUACAAUAGCUGGUAAAUUUUAAAAGAAGGUUCUUUCACUUUACACAUGCCACAGGAUAUGUCAAUAGUAUUUUGCAUGAAAAUGAAACGUUUCUUGCGUUUGUAGUUCGGAAUACUUAGGAAUUUUCAAACACCAUCAGCCUAUUUUCCUCGGACAUGCAAUUUAGUAGAAGCAGACGAAGAAGUUAACGGUUCAGAGGAUUGAAAGAAGCAAUACACGUUUCAUUUUGAGACUGCGGCAAUCCAAUGCCAGUAGAAACGCUGCUCAUGUUCUUACCUUUUGCAGUGCCUCGCAGUUCCUAGUUAGCCACCUCCGUCCUUAUCCACGACAACCGAUUUUUUAUCAAUUAUUAACGACGAUCAUACAAAAUCGAAAUGUGAAUGAACCGAUCGUAUUCAUUUCUAUGUUGAAAACGGGUUUUUAACGCAUUACUAAUCCCAACCAAUCGUCUCCUGUUACUUGAUUCGUGUUUGCACACGUUUCUUUUCGCGCCGAUAUCGAUGUGGACAUCGUUUAGCAGCGUUACACUCUUACAUUAAAUACCAGGAUGUCGGGAUAAGCAGCGAGAACUACGGCAAUGUACGAUAGAAGGCGGUAUAUUUUCCUAUAUGAAUUGCAACAUUGAAAACAAAAUAAACGAAACUACUUUAAUUUUAAGAGCUUUUAACAUCAGGUUUUUACGUGUAAAGUAAAGUGUAUAUUGUUGGUAUAAUUUAUAUUUUUCUUUUUUUGUAAUCAUCAUUCGUACCUGUGCCGUUAUUUUUUGCCGUAUUGCCGUCUUCUUUUUUGUACAGUAUCGUGUUAGUUGGUGAGGUAAAAGAAUUCGUCAGGGCCUACGCUGUGCUUAUACGAGUUUUUAAUUACAUUUUUCAUCGAGUAAAGAAUACUUCCCCGACGCGCGACGCCACGACGUGGUGUUUGAUCGUUGCGCGUCGUAGAUUAGUACUCAGGAUGCGAAACGAGACACAUAGUAUAUUUUGUUGACAGAGAUACCGUGUCCUGAAUAUUUUUGUUGAUAUAAAAGAAAUGGGACGAUGGUCCACCACACACACUGUGAAAGAGAGGGAGGGAGAGAAAGCAUGCGCGAGAGAGAGAGAGAGAGAGAGAGAGAGAGAGUGAGAGAAAGAGAGCAAAUGAAACUGAUCUAGUCAGUGUAUUAUCGUCGGCGGCCUUAUCUUUUGUAUGUCGUAGCGCUAAUUACUUAAGUGUUCCAAGGAAAGCGAACAAACAGAACACAGGCGGAUACAACACGACCUGUUCGAAGAUACGAUACAUCGGUAGUCGUUGAUAAAACGUAGAGCGUACGUAAAGCGAAACGAACGUAACGAACCAUUGGGAAUAACGUUUCAUUGAAUGUUUGCCGAAGGACACACAUGGAAUUCAGAAUGUGAAUGACGAUCUAUCGAAUGGACGAAUGCAUGUGAAUAUUUAGAAGCGUAAGAAAUCGUACGUGCUCCUUGGCUGCCUCGAAAUCGUGUCUCGUGUUAUACGGUAAAAUACUUGGUUGUAUAAUUAGAAUUUGUUGACUCGGAGCUUAGUGGGACAAGGAGACGAAUUCGAGAUGGCACGCGGAGCAUAUUAGUUUUUAGUUGCGCCCUUUUUACGCAGGUACAGUAUCCUUAUAAGACUUUUGACGAGCACCGAAUUCUUUUCCAUAAUGUCAGACUUUUUUUUUAAACAAUUUCCUUUAUAUCGCGAGUCAAUCGGCUUGGUCGUUUUAAGUUAUCUUCAACCUUAAGGUAUCAUAUCACGAUUACAAGUCUGGUUCGUUCUCUACGAAUUUCUUUUUUAUAUCCUUGAGAGUACUGUAUGUGGGUAACAGAGGAUGAUUUGGGUAGGUACUAUAGCGCGCGUCAGCGUGUAAAUCGUUUCGUCGCCCUGGUUGCGGGACGAGUCGAACCAAAUUUCUACUAGAAUAAUAGGCAACUAUACCUUUUUACUUGUCAGAGUUCGUUCACGGGUUCUACUUGAUAAGACUGCGUGUUUGUUAAAUAUGUAUGUAAGUAGUAAGUUGUCGAUAAUUCGCAGUCCCUUCUUCCUUGCCUAACGGAAUGCACUGUCGACCAGAAGCCAAGAUUUUUUUGUUUCGUCCCAUCGAGUCGAUACGAAAAUAACGUAGAACUUUUUCACGAAGCUUUUAUUUUCGAAUGUAUCGAUGAUCGACGAACGAGUCGUUUUAACUGUAGUCUUCCCAGCUAUCGAAACGAAACUCUCACGUACCUGUUAUUUUUGUAUCGAGUCGAUUAUCAUAGAACGAUGCGUUCUGUUUUGACGCGUCAAUCGGUACCUGAAGAAACAUUGAAGCAAGGACUGCGAAUGGGUUAUUUUUAAUAGUCGCGGACAUAUCAGGAGUGGGCAUAUCCUGAGAGAGUUGGUUGCUGGCGGAAGACGAUCGUCGAGGAGAAGAGAAGAAUUACAUGAAUUUUGAUGAACAUUAGAUGAACAGAAGCGAAAAAAAAGGUAGAGGAUUCUGUCUGCGUGCGUGUGUGAGAGAAAAAGAGAGAAAAACGAUGCUGUGAAAGUGUGACAGAGUACACGAGUACUUGCAAGACCGAGAGGCGCAUUUUUCUUCUUAAAGAGGGUUAUUUAUUUUAAGUAAAAACAGAUAUAUUAUAGAUACA